This is a messenger RNA of Sinocyclocheilus rhinocerous, 514 nucleotides long. Its product is annotated as pterin-4-alpha-carbinolamine dehydratase 2-like. Gene Ontology annotation, molecular function: 4-alpha-hydroxytetrahydrobiopterin dehydratase activity. NCBI's taxonomy places the organism in Eukaryota, Metazoa, Chordata, Actinopteri, Cypriniformes, Cyprinidae. The transcript is spliced from 5 exons. Gene Ontology annotation, biological process: tetrahydrobiopterin biosynthetic process. Bases 1 to 384 code for a protein of 127 amino acids. The record is from RefSeq and is a predicted model, not a curated record.
AUGCUGAGGACUCUAGUCUACAACCCUGAGAAGAGCUGGAUUAUAAGGGCCCUCACUAGGGUGCACACUGUAUUUGCGAACGCUUUCAUUCGCAGCUGCCGCAGACAGCGAGAGCAGUUCCUCCUGGAGCUGAGGGCCACUGGAUGGAUGGAGGUCGAGGACCGCGACACUCUUUACAAGGAGCUGCACUUCAAAACCUUCAACCAGGCGUUCGGCUUCAUGUGUCGAGUGGCUCUGCAAGCACAGAAGAUGAACCAUCAUCCGGAGUGGUUCAAUGUUUAUAACAAGGUCCAGAUCACUUUAUCGACACAUGACUGUGGAGGACUGUCAAAGAAGGACAUUCGACUGGCCAAAUUCAUUGACAAGGUGGCUCUGUCCCUGUAGAGGCUCUUCCUUCUGGAACGUACAUUCAUUUUCAAUAUUUCAAAUCUUCUGUAUUGUAUUCCCAAAAAGGGAAAUAGUUAAUUUGUUAAUUCACACACGUGUGUGUUUAAAAUCAUUUUUCUUAUUCGGA